Suillus paluster is the source of this 575-nucleotide messenger RNA. RefSeq lists its product as uncharacterized. Lineage: Eukaryota; Fungi; Basidiomycota; Agaricomycetes; Boletales; Suillaceae. Bases 62 to 307 code for a protein of 81 amino acids. The transcript has 2 exons. The record is from RefSeq and is a predicted model, not a curated record.
UCUUUGGUACCAACUAUAUCAUUCAGUUGAGUACUACCAUUGACCAUCGUUUAUUCGCAAGAUGAACCUGAAAUCUAUCGCCGUCCUCCUUACUGCUGUUGCCGCCCAUGCAGUCACAGGUCCCAUUGAGUAUGCCAGCUGUCAAACAGGAUGCAAUGGCCACGCUGUUUCUUGUUAUGGGGCUGCCGGAUUUACAUUCAGAGUGGCCCUUCCUUCAGUACCUCCUGUUCUCGCUACAUGUAAUACAGGCCUGGGGACAUGUAUGGCGGCUUGUGCAGACCUACUCUCUGAGCGAGUCCAAUUAUGAAUAUGGCAAGAAGAAUGCAUGUCCCUCUUGGUGAUGGGAUCAAUGCCCGUCCCUUCCAUUUUUGCCUCGUAUUGGCCUUUUCUCAGCCAUGUUCUGCAAUUUCACAGUGUCAUACAUAAUGGUUUUUCAUGAACUGUAUAUACUAGCCCAUUGAUAUCCCGCUUUUGUUUUCCGCAAGUGCUAUUCCUGUUCUCUGAAGUUGAAAAAAUUCAUAGUACCAUGUCAGAUAUGUGGAAUCUGCAGCAGCAGCAGCGACCCCCACGAACUG